AUGGCGGGGCUGCGGACCAGGCGGGGCCCCGGGCUCCCGAUGCUGGCGCUGUCAGCCCUGGGCUUCUGCCUGAUGCUGCAAGUCAGUGCCAAGAGGCCCCCCAAAACGCCCCCCUGUCCACCCAGCUGCUCCUGCACCAGGGACACGGCCUUCUGCGUGGACUCUAAGGCAGUGCCCAGGAACCUGCCCGCCGAGGUCAUCUCUCUGACGCUGGUGAAUGCCGCCUUCUCCGAGGUCCAGGCUGGAGCGUUCUCCCACCUGCCGCUGCUGCAGUUCCUGUUACUCAACUCCAACAAGUUCACGCUGAUCGGAGACAACGCCUUCACAGGGCUGUCGCACCUGCAGUACCUCUUCAUAGAGAACAAUGACAUCUGGGCGCUAUCCAAGUUUACUUUCCGAGGACUCAAGUCUUUAACACACCUCUCCCUGGCCAACAAUAACCUGCAGACGUUGCCUAGAGACAUCUUUCGGCCCCUGGACAUCCUGAGUGACUUGGACCUACGGGGCAACUCACUCAACUGUGACUGCAAGGUGAAGUGGCUGGUGGAGUGGCUGGCACACACCAACACCACGGUGGCCCCCAUCUAUUGCACCAGCCCACCCCGCUUCCAAGAGCACAAAGUGCAGGAUUUGCCACUGCGGGAGUUUGACUGCAUCACCACAGAUUUUGUGCUGUACCAGACCUUGUCCUUCCCAGCGGUGUCAGCGGAGCCCUUCCUUUACUCCAGCGACCUCUACGUGGCUCUGGCCCAGCCAGGUGCCAGCGCUUGCACUGUCCUCAAGUGGGACUAUGUUGAACGGCAGCUUCGAGAUUAUGAUAAGAUUCCAGCCCCCUCGGCCGUGCACUGCAAGCCCAUGGUGGUGGACAGCCAGCUGUACGUGGUGGUAGCCCAGCUGUUCGGCGGUUCUUACAUUUACCACUGGGACCCCAACACCACACGCUUCACCAAGCUGCAGGACAUCGACCCGCAGCGCGUGCGCAAGCCCAAUGACCUGGAGGCCUUUCGCAUCGACGGCGACUGGUACUUUGCCGUGGCCGACAGCUCCAAGGCGGGCGCCACCAGCCUCUACCGCUGGCACCAGAAUGGCUUCUACUCCCACCAGGCCCUGCACCCCUGGCACCGUGAUACCGACCUGGAGUUUGUGGACGGCGAGGGCAAGCCACGGCUGAUUGUGUCGAGCAGCUCCCAGGCGCCAGUCAUCUAUCAGUGGAGUCGCACCCAGAAGCAGUUUGUGGCCCAGGGUGAGAUUUCUCAGGUACCUGACGCCCAGGCUGUGAAACACUUCCGUGCUGGACGGGACAGCUACCUGUGCCUCAGCCGCUACAUAGGGGACUCCAAGAUCCUGCGCUGGGAGGGCACCCGCUUCUCCGAGGUGCAGGCCCUGCCCUCCCGGGGCUCGCUGGCCCUGCAGCCCUUCCUCGUGGGUGGCCGCCGCUACCUGGCACUGGGCAGCGACUUCUCCUUCACCCAGGUCUACCAGUGGGAUGAGGGGCGGCAGAAGUUCGUCCGGUUCCAGGAGCUGGCUGUGCAGGCCCCUCGGGCCUUCUGCUACAUGCCUGCGGGGGACGCCCAGCUGCUCCUGGCCCCCAGCUUCAAGGGACAGACACUUGUGUACCGACACGUGGUGGUGGAUCUCAGUGCCUAGCGGGAUGCCGAGGCCUCUGGGUCGAGGCUGAGGGGAGGCUCUGCGUGAGCAGCACGUGUGCCCGGGUGAGGACGCGUGCAGCUAACCUCGCGCACACACUCCUGGUGAGCAGGGGCACCACUUGGACUGGCCCCAGAAGCCGCUCGUCACAGUUGUAAUCGGCAUGAGGACCCGUAUAUGCGCCAGGCAACCCAGAGCCCGGGGCCCUCCCAUCUGUGGACACCCGUGGACUCCACACCGCAUCUACAGGCCCCCUUAUCUGCUGCCUUCCACAAGCUCUGGCCUUGGGAGGGGGAGGGAUGCUGCGAGGGGGGGUCUUGGGCUGAUCUUUCUGACCCUCUGGUCUCUCCUCGUCGGUGCUCCAGAGGUCCACUUAACCUCCUCACGCCCCACGAGGCAGCCACGACCACAUCCUUCGCACUGCGGGUAUGCUCACCCACCCUCCGCUCCUCCUGCAUGUACACGUGGGAUCCGGCCCACGCCCUCAGUCACACGCACGCACACCUGUCCACACCCCCCGUUUCCUAGUGUGCACAUGGAGAUCCAGCGCUGCCAAAAGGGGCUCCCCGCCGUGACCUGGCCUCACACAGUACCGCCCUCCUCCGCUCAUCCCUGGUGUGCCCGCCCUGCCUCUGGGCACCAGCUUGACUUCCUGGGGGCAAAGCCCCUCUGCCCGAAGCAAUAACAACAGCAGCCCUGGCAGACCCGACUUCCUCCCUCCCUGCGCUGCCUCUGUCCUCACCGGGGUUUUCUGCUCUGACCCUGUGACCAUGGACCACCCAGAUAAAAGCCUUCCUGUCUUCCUGUCCUGUGGCUGCCCCAGCCUAGGCCCCUGCCCGCGCCCCCUGGUCCAGCACCUCCUUUGGGCUGUGGCCCCCGUGCUGCACAGCCUCGGGCUGGGUCCCAGAGCUGGCCCGGCCGAGGACCCUGCGAGCACUCAGGGCCUCUGGGCAGGUGCAGGAGCAGAGCUGGGCUGCAGAGCACCUGGGGGGCUCUGGCGCCCCUCCAGUCCACAGACACACACCCCAGGGGCUCGGCCUUGAGGGCAAACUGAGGGGGAGAGGGCUGAGGCCUGGAGGAGGGGCGCCGGGAGCCGAGCUUCUGCUGCCCUCUGCUGUAAGCUGGGGACAGACAGUCGCAAGGAAGGAGGCGGGUGCAGAAGACCUGGGAGGGGAGCUUCUUCCUUGAGUCCAGACUGUGUGUGGGGCUUCUGGUGGCUUAAU
Pteronotus mesoamericanus is the source of this 2870-nucleotide messenger RNA. RefSeq names its product leucine rich repeat LGI family member 3 (gene LGI3). The record is from RefSeq and is a predicted model, not a curated record. Lineage: Eukaryota; Metazoa; Chordata; Mammalia; Chiroptera; Mormoopidae. Gene Ontology annotation, molecular function: protein binding. The transcript has 8 exons. Bases 1 to 1647 code for a protein of 548 amino acids. Gene Ontology annotation, cellular component: synaptic vesicle. Gene Ontology annotation, biological process: regulation of exocytosis.